Messenger RNA from Prorocentrum cordatum, 693 nucleotides. The record is from the annotation of a GenBank genome assembly. Lineage: Eukaryota; Dinophyceae; Prorocentrales; Prorocentraceae.
AUGGCGGCCGAGGCGGCGGCCGCAGACGGCCCGGGGCGGCCGGGGGCCCCCGCGGCCCCCGCGCGGGUGUUCGAGCACGCGUCGGCGGCCCAGGCCAUCGUCGCUGCCACUCGGCAGCAGGGCAACCCCAUCCUGAGCCACGUGCGCGCCACCCGCGUGGAGUUCCUGGAGGGGCUGGUGCCGGACUACCUCGCUGGGCCGGGCAUCGCCGUGCUUUUUAUCAGCCUGCGCUUCCAGCGGCUGCACCCGGACUACCUGAAGCGGCGGGCAGAGGCGCUCGAGGGGCGACAUCGGGUCCGCGUGCUGCUCUGCCGGGUAGACCUGGAGCAGCCGGAGGAGCCGCUGGAGCAGGUGACGCUGCUGGCCUUCCACGGGGAGCUCACGCUGCUGCUGGCAUUCUCGGACCUCGAGGCCGCCGCGUACCUGGAAACGCUGCACCGGUACCAGAACAAGAGCGCCAGCGCCAUCGUCAAGAGACUGACGGAGGGAGACCACCGCACGCGCCUGGUGGAGGUGCUCACCUCGGCGAAGUGCGUCAACAGGACGGAUGCGGCUUCGCUGGCGGCACGCUUCGGGUCGUUCGCGGGCAUCGCGAGGGCCACCGAGGAGGAACUGCAGGGCUGCCCGGGCAUCGGGGACAAGAAGUUGCGGCAGCUGCGGCACGCGCUCCACGCCCCCUUCUUCCCCUCCUGA